Messenger RNA from Cavia porcellus (domestic guinea pig), 2561 nucleotides. RefSeq names its product Ras and Rab interactor like (gene Rinl). Gene Ontology annotation, cellular component: endocytic vesicle; cytosol. Lineage: Eukaryota; Metazoa; Chordata; Mammalia; Rodentia; Caviidae. The transcript has 11 exons. Bases 94 to 1818 code for a protein of 574 amino acids. Gene Ontology annotation, biological process: vesicle-mediated transport. Gene Ontology annotation, molecular function: guanyl-nucleotide exchange factor activity; small GTPase binding. The record is from RefSeq and is a predicted model, not a curated record.
UCCUCUCUAGAGCACACUUUCACUUCCUGUUGCUCCGGGCCUCCCCUUGGGAACAGGCCAGACCAUGGCUCACAGGGUUUCAGCAUCCUGAAGAUGGCCUGGCCAGAGGACAUGGCCUCCACAGUCCCCAGCAAGGGGCAGAGGCUGGUCCUACCACAGACUAAUGGAGCAGGUGAGAUCCCUCCAGGGGUCCUCAGCACCCCAGAGCCACUUCUUCGUCUUCAGAGGACACGGGGGGUAUGGCAGGUUCCAGAGCUGGAUGCCCCGGAUGCAGAGGCUCUUAUGGCACCGUGGCCACUGGGGAGUUUCCUGGUCAUAGGCUCUGAGACCAGCCAGGCCCUGGUACUGAGGACUUCACCUGGAGAGACCAAUAUGUAUCAAAUCCAGAAGUUUCCUGGAGGUGUGUCCUUGGAAUCCUCCAAUCUCUUCAUGCCAGACCUGCCUCAUCUUCUGGCCUUCCUAUCAGCCAGCAGGGAUGUGCUGCCCAGAACACUGCUCUUGCCCCCUCCCACACUAGUGCCUGGAGACACAGGCACAGAUCCUCUGCAGGUGGGCAGGGCCCAAGCUGAUACCUCAGGGAGAGUGUUCUCUGUGGUGAACCAGCUCUACCUGGACACCCACGGGGGCUGGGAGCUGGAGCAGACCCCCGAGGAGACUGCCCAGGACCACGGUCCAGCCCGCAGAAACCCCGCCCCGCACCGGGUCUCCUGGGUGGAAGACCCGCCCAGCCUGCAAGUACACCAGCCUCAGCCGGCUUUGGCCAGUCUGGUGGAAGAGAAGCAGCAGCAGCAGGAGGACAACGACAACUACAGAGAUGAAGAGGAAGACGCCGAGGAUGAGCUGACUGCUCACAUCCGUGCCCUGGCCAGGGCGCGGAGCAGCUACGUGGCCAGGCAGUCUCGGGUCCUCCAGGCACGUCUCGCCUCAGAUUCCAGGGGUCCCAACAGGCCUGGAGACCCGGCCACGGAGCUGCUGCAGGAUGUGCGGCACCUCCUUACAGACCUCCAGGAUUACUUGGCAAAGGACCUCGACGUGAGAGCUGUCUUUGGGAGCAGGGGGCCUGGGGCCGUCCAGAAAGACAAGGAUCUUGGCCCUGCGGUGGAGGCGGCGGUGUGCCGCGUGGUAUUCGCACCCCUCAAGCCUGCCCUGUGGACACGACUGCGCACGCUACGUGCCCAGGAACUGCGCCGACUGCGGCGGCGACAAAUAGCCCUGCGGGCGGGGGCGGGGCCUGAGGGGCAGAGCCCCGCCCCCGCCCUGCGGAGCCGCAUCCACGCGCGCCUCGCGCACCUUCACGCCGCGUGCUCGCCGCGCCGCAAAGUGGCGCUGCUGCUGGCGGUGUGCAGUGACGUCUACGCGGGCCUGGCCCGAGGCGAGAACCAGGAGCCCAUAGGGGCCGACGCCUUCCUGCCCGCGCUGACCGAGGAGCUGAUCUGGAGUCCACACAUCGGUGAGACGCAGCUGGACGUGGAGUUUCUAAUGGAGCUCUUGGAUCCGGAGGAACUUCAGGGAGAGGCCGGGUACUACCUGACCACUUGGUUUGGGGCGCUGCACCACAUUGCCCACUACCAGCCCGACUCGGGCCGCGCGCCCCACGGGCUCAGCUCGGAGGCCAGCGCCUCUCUGCGCCAGUGGCACCGCCGGCGGACAAUGCACGGAGAGAACCAGCCUGGAGCCCAGGUGACCGCCCAUCUAGGAUGCAGGUGGCAGGGAGGGUGGGACCCGUCACCCUCUGACCCAGCCUUCCACCUCGUUCCACAGGCCCAACUGCCGUUUGAGGAGCCAUGGAGAGUAGGGACCAUGACCGAGCCCCUUUGAUGAUUAGGGGUCUCAGUCCCUUUGUUACUCAAGCAAGAAGGGGGAGGCAGCUGCGACAGCAAUAUGUAAUUUAGGGGCAGCAAGGAGGAGGGGGCCCAAGAAAAGGUGCCUCUGCCCUGCCUGUCUGCUGCCUGGCAUGUGCUUCCCUAAUACACGGCGCCUUAUCGACCUGUCAGGACCUGGUGCAGAUGUGACUUCAGUGACCUUCUCCCAGCCACCCCUGUCUAAAAUGCAGCCACUCCCACCUGGCCAUCCCUGUAGUAGGAGAAUCAUGUGCCCCCAAAGAUAUCCAUAGCAUCAUCCCCAAAAUCUGUGGUGAAGAGGGCUUUAAAGGGGCUUUGACAUUAAGGACAAACGUAAGAUUACCCUAGAUUCUGGUGGCCCUGUGCAGUCACAGAGGUCCUUAUAAGAGGCAGGGCUGGAGAAAUAAGAUUGAUAUGUCCAGGGACUGGGGAUUUAGCUCAGCGGCAUAAGCCCCUGCCUUACAAGCAGGCAGUCGUGAGUUGGAUCCCCGGUACCGAUAAAAAGGAAAAAGACAAAAAAAAAAAAAAAAAAAAAAAAUGAUAUGGCCAAGAACCCAGGAAAAAAAUGCCGAUAUUCUAGAAGCUGAAAAAGGCAAGAAAUGGAUUCCCCAGAAAUCUGCAGAAUGAAACAUGUACUUUUGAUUUUAGACAUCUAACACCCAUUUUGGACUUCUGACCUCCAAAGCUAUAAGGUAAUAAAACUGGUUCUUAAACCACUAA